Cucumis melo (muskmelon) is the source of this 5499-nucleotide messenger RNA. RefSeq lists its product as uncharacterized. Bases 149 to 5269 code for a protein of 1706 amino acids. Lineage: Eukaryota; Viridiplantae; Streptophyta; Magnoliopsida; Cucurbitales; Cucurbitaceae. The transcript is spliced from 3 exons. The record is from RefSeq and is a predicted model, not a curated record.
GGUCCAAUCAGCGUCAACCCGUACGAUUUAUUUAAAAAGAAAAUAAACUUGGCGACGAAGUUUUCCAUAACAUGCUUUUGUAGUUUUGUUUUAUAAGUAGCACUACUACUUCUGGUUUUCUGCUCUGUGUUCCAUCAUUGAUACUGAGAUGGAUUCCCUUUCCCCUAAGCAGCACAUUCAAGAAAUAAGGCGAAGCAAGUUUUCGAUAGGAGGACCUCCAAAUCCCUUAACAGAGGAUCUCCAUCAGGCUGUGAGGAACCUUUCUGCGGAGCUUUACACCAAGGAUGUUCACUUUCUCAUGGAGCUUAUUCAGAAUGCGGAAGAUAACGAGUAUUCUACCUCCGUAAAACCGUCGUUAGAGUUCAUCAUAACAUCUAGAGACGUCACUGGAAGUGGAGCUGGUACCACACUUUUGAUUUUCAACAACGAGAUUGGCUUCUCUUCUAAAAACAUCGACUCCAUUUGUAGCGUCGGUCGCUCCACAAAAAAGAAUAACAGGGAACGGGGUUAUAUUGGCGAGAAAGGAAUUGGUUUCAAAAGUGUUUUUCUGAUUACUUCCCAGCCAUACAUAUUCAGCAAUGGAUAUCAGAUACGGUUCAAUGAACAGCCCUGUCCACAUUGUGGGGUUGGGUUUGUUGUUCCUGAGUGGGUUGAAGAGAAUCCAAUUCUUUCUAAUAUCAAGGAAAUUUACGGCCGGCAAUCUGUACUCCCAACUACCACUAUAGUUUUACCGUUGAAGGCUGAUAAGAUCAAACCUGUGAAGCAGCAGCUUUCAAACAUUCACCCUGAAGUUUUAUUAUUUCUCUCCAAAAUCAAGCAACUUUCAGUGAGGGAAGUCAACGAGGAUCCCAAAUCCAAUACCGUAAAUGCAAUUUCCAUUUCAAGUGAGACAAACUUUGUUUCGAGGAAGAACAUUGAUGCUGAGUCCUACACUCUCCAUCUCUCUUCCGAGGAAAGUGUUGGAGGAAGCCAAUGCUCCUAUUACAUGUGGAAGCAGAAGUUUCCAGUCAAGCCAGAAAACAAAGUGGAGCGGAGGAUGGGAGUGGGGGAAUUGGUUAUCAUAUUAGCUUUUCCAAAUGGACAACGUCUAAACAGAGGAGUUAAGUCCCCUGGAGUCUACGCUUUCCUUCCCACGGAGAUGAUUACCAACUUUCCCUUUAUAAUUCAGUCUGAUUUUGUUUUAUCAUCAUCCAGAGAAACUAUUCUCCUUGAUAACAAAUGGAAUCAAGGUAUUCUCGACUGUGUUCCCUCUGCUUUUGUCAAUGCUUUCGUCUCAUUGGUGAAAAAUACGGAUGAAGCUCCUUUGUCUUCUUUGGCCCCUAUGUUCAACUUCUUGCCCACCAUUUCUUCUUCCUAUGAUAAGUUGAAUGUGGUGAGAGACUUAAUCAAGGAAAACUUGCUCCAACAAAAUAUUGUUCCAAGUCAUUCAUUUUUGAAACAGAGGUUCUUCCAUAAACCUCGUGAAGUGGGUAGACUUAUGCCCGCCUUCUGGAAUAUCUUAAUGAAGGCACACACUCAAGGGGUGAGUUUGCGCAAUCUAUCAUCCCAUGGAAAGCACGUCUUAAGUUACUCGUUAGACUCGAAGGAAUACGAUCAGGCUCUCAGUUUCCUUGACGUGAAACUAGUUGUUGAGGAAUGGUAUGCAAAAUGCCUGCAGGGUACCAACAUUGUGGAGGGUGUGUCAGAUGAUCUUUAUUUAGAGCUCCUACAAUUUGUUGCAGAAAAUUGGAGUUCAAGAUUUCAUGUUUCAAGCAUGAAGAACGUGCCACUUAUAAGAUAUGUUAAUCUUGAUGGGAAUGUUUCCCUAUGCAGUUUAAAUGCGUCCACGCAGAAUGGUGGAAGAAGGGUGUACCUUGCUCAUCAUGGCCCUCAUCUAUCUUGGCUUUGUAAGUCGAACAUGGAAUUCAAAUCUGUUUCCAACUGUUAUUUUAUGCCAGAGAGCACACAUAAAUCCAUCAGAUCAUGUCCUAGGAAUAAAGACAUGUUAUUGCAAUGGCUUCGGGACCAGGUUAAGGUUGAUACCAUCACCACAUUUCAAUUUGCAAAGCUCCUUGUCGAUUCUCUUGGGAAUAACCCAAAAGAUAUAAUUACUUAUUUUCACUUCCUAUAUCACUCAUCGUCAAAGCGUUAUCUGACUGAUGCGGAGAUUCAGUCUCUGUCUAGUGCUAUGCCAGUAGUAGACAAAUACGGUAGUGUUAUAAAGACUUGGCAGAGGCUUCUCAUCCCAGCAGAUGGUAGCAAAUGGGCACAAUUGCUUGAUUCAAAUCCUUGGCAAAAUUUUGGUUAUGUGGAGUUGGGAGCUGCUUACGUUUACCCAGCCUAUUUUUCAGGUGAAACAAUGACUGAAGAACAGUUGAUACGUUUUCUCAAGAUCCAUAUUCGUGCAUCAGAUAUUCCUUCUAUUUCUCCACCUAAUAUAGAAAUUUCUGUUUUCUCUUCACCGCUUACCGUCCAGAAUGUGGUUUUGCUAUUGCGUUGGAUUCGUAGCUUGAAAACUACUAUUCCCCCCAUGUUUUUGAAAUGCAUAAAGGAAGGUUGCUGGCUAAGAACUACUUUGAACGGAUCUUCUAGUUAUAGACCACCAUCUCAGUCUUUUGACAUCUCCUCGUCAUGGUCAACUGUUUUGCAAAGUGGGUCAGUCCUGGUGGACAUCCCCCAGAUUGAUCACGGAUUCUAUGGUAAUGAGUUAAAAGGCUACUCUCAGGAGCUGAAAACUGUUGGUGUUAUGUUUGAGUAUGAUGAAGUCUUAAAAUAUAUUGGGAAUCACCUCAUGUCAGUGGCGACUUUAUCAAGUUUGACAAGAGAAAAUGUCUUCUGCAUGUUAAAAUUCAUCCGGUUUUUGAAAGAUAAAUUUCCUGUUGAAGGCUUUAUUGCAAGCAUAAGAGAAGGGAGAUGGCUCAAGACAUGUCGUGGUUAUACUUCUCCAGUUGGAUCAGUAUUGUACACUAAGAAAUGGUCGACGGCUUCACUUCUGAGCAACAUCCCUUUUAUAGACCAGGUCUACUAUGGCGAUGAGAUAAUUUUGUUCAGGGAAGAACUUAAAUUGCUUGGUGUGGUGGUUGACUUCUACCAAGUUUCUCAAUUUGUUGCGAACAAUUUGAAGCCAUCUUCUCAAUUAGCUUGUCUUGGAGCCGACACAUUUUUGUUGAUUCUUUCCCUUAUGUUGGAACCCAAAUCAGGUGAUAUUCUUGUUAAGACAUUCAAAAGGGUGAAAUGCGUCAAGACAAAUCAAGGCUACAAAGCUCCUGGUGAAUGUUACUUGUCCAAUCCUUCAUGGGGUUGCAUUCUAGAGGUUUUCAGUGGUUUUCCAGUAGUUGAUUGUGAUUUCUAUGGAAGCCACAUUUUGGAUUUCCAGAAGGAGUUGAAAAACAUGGGAGUGGUGGUUGAUUUUGAAGAAGCAGUCAAGGCAUUUUCUGAAGUGUUCAGGCAAAGAGCGGCUGCGAGGUCCCUAACAAAGGAAAAUGCAAUAUCGUUGCUGUCAAGCUACAAACAGCUUAAAGAUUCAACCAAAAAGUUACCUUCAGAUCUUAAGAAGUGCAUUCAUGAGUUGAAGUGGUUGCGGACUCGACUCGGUGAUUAUAGGUCUCCUAAAGAUUGCAUAUUGUAUGGUCCAAGUUGGGAAUCCAUAUCUGCAAUUACUCUUCUACCUUUUAUUGAUGAUAGUAAUAACUACUACGGAAGCCAAAUUCAUGAAUACAAAAAAGAGUUGAAGAGUAUGGGAGUUAUUACUGACUUUAAAGAUGGUGCUCAUAUGGUUGCUGCCAGGCUUUAUCUUCCACAAGAUCCUACCAAAAUUACUUCUGAAAAUAUCCAUUCACUUUUGAACUGCAUCCGAACUUUGCUGGAGAAGAAUCCUUCCUUGCCAGACGAUUUCUCUGGAAAGGUAUCUCGGAAAUGGUUGAAGACCUCUAAUGGUUACAGGUCUCCAAAAGAGAGUUUGCUCUUCAUUCGUGAGUGGGAUUCUUAUCUGAAGCCGACCGAUGUGCCUUUCAUCGAUGAACAAUUCUACACAUUCGACAUCAAGUUGUAUAAAAGGGAGCUCAAAGAAAUAGGGGUUACAGUUGAAUUGGAACGUGGAUGUCAACUAGUUUCAAGUUUUCUAAACUCUCAGGACCAGUUCUCCACUAUGGUACGGAUAUAUACGUAUUUGAAUGCAUUCAAUUGGUACCCAGACACUGAAGCUGCUGCAAGGAUUUGGGUGCCUGUUGAAGAUUCUAAUGGACGGUGGAUCAACCCAGAAAAAUGUGUACUUUUUGACAAGGAGGAUCUUUUUGGCUUGCAGUUGACAGUUCUUGAGAGAUACUAUAAACAAGAUCUAAUUUUGUUCUUUUCCAAAGCCUUUAAAGUAAGAUCUAAUCCAUCCACUGACGAUUACUGCAAACUAUGGAAAAGUUGGGAAAGCAAUCAUGAUGGACUUUCCCAUGACAAGUGCUGUAAGUUCUGGAAAUAUGUUACCAAGCACUUCAAUUCAAAAACCGAGCAAGCUUUUAAGGAUGCCAUUGUCAAGGUGCCUGUAAUUUCUGGCUCAGAUGGAAUUUCUUUGUUUGAUAAGCGCGAUGUUUUUAUUGGCGAUGAUCUACAACUGAAGGAUUUAUUUGAACAGAAGUCUCCUCUUCCGAUAUUUGUAUGGUAUCCUCAGCCAAGCUCACAUUCCUUGUCUCGGACAAGGUUGUUGGAAGUUUACAAGAAGAUUGGGGUUCGAAAUAUCUCUGAGUCUGUUCAGAAGGUGGAGUCAGCAAUAGUUCAUGGAAUAAAUCUCAAGCCAGUGAAUCCAAUUGACAUUUCAAUUGGAAAAGAACUGAUUCGGAUCAUUCUUGGGUUCUUAGCAGACCCUGGCAAAAAAAUUGAAGCAACGAAGAGGCAUGAAAUUGUUCGAUGUCUCCUCAAUCUUACAGUUCUUGAGACUGGAGAACCAGUCAUGAUAAACUAUAGUUUAUCCCUAACUUCUGGGAAGGUCAUCAGCGUUAAAGCAACCCAAUUGAUACGUUGGGAAAGGGAGAGUUCAAAGCUGUUCACUCAGAAAAUGGUAAUGUCAGGUGGACACAAGGAGAUGAUCGAGUAUGCGACUUAUUUUUCUGAGGUCAUAUCUGAAGGUGUUCUUUGGGAGUACGGCGAUUAUAUAUGUGCAUUAUCUGAGCUCAUCAAGUUGGCAUUUGUGUUGAAUUUUGAUGAUGGAGCUGUUAGUUUCAUACUGAAAUCCAAGAAUCUCGAAAUCUUGGAGGAGGAUGAGGACUUCCUCUCUUCUGCUUUCUGUGAGCAAUCCAAGUAAUUAGGUGAACUUUUAAUUUUGCAUAUAUUUAUUUUCUUGUGUUUUUGUGUGGAAGUUUUUUGAAGGUAAGAAAAUGAAGAAUUUGUGUGUAUUUUUUAUUGUGAAUAUUUGUGGUGAAUGAAAAUGGUUAAAUAGGAGUAUAUAUAGUGGAUGUAUAACAAUGUUAGAGAUGGUAGUUGAAUAACAAGGUAUUGAAAUGAAUGAAUUAAUCGUUACAUUAUAGGUACAAA